Molecule: messenger RNA, 1131 nt
Organism: Sungouiella intermedia
Lineage: Eukaryota; Fungi; Ascomycota; Pichiomycetes; Serinales; Metschnikowiaceae
Source: the annotation of a GenBank genome assembly
AUGUCUUCCUUCGGUACCGUAUUCCGUGUCACCACCUACGGUGAGUCCCACUGUCAGUCGGUUGGCUGUAUCGUCGACGGAUGUCCUCCAGGCUUGGAGUUGACUGAAAAAGAUAUCCAGCCUCAGUUGAGUCGAAGAAGACCAGGCCAGUCUGCUCUUUCCACACCAAGAAACGAAAAAGACCAGGUCUUCAUCCAAUCAGGAACCGAACAUGGCAAGACUUUGGGUCUGCCCAUUGGCAUGUUGGUCAAGAACGAGGACCACAGACCCCACGACUAUUCCGAAACCGAUUUGUACCCCAGACCUUCUCAUGCUGACUGGACUUACAUCCAGAAGUACGGCGUCAAGUCCGCUUCUGGAGGAGGUAGAUCUUCCGCCAGAGAGACCAUUGGCAGAGUUGCGGCCGGUGCUAUUGCCGAGAAGGUGUUGCAGAAGGCUAACAAUGUCGAGAUUGUUGCAUUUGUCUCUUCCAUUGGAGAAGUGUCUAUGAACAGAAAUGCCCAGGAUCCUGCCUUCCAGGACUUGUUGAACACUGUCACCAGAGAACAGGUGGAUAGUGUUGGCCCAAUUAGAUGUCCAGAUGCCACUGUCAGAGAGCAGAUGGUCAAGGUCAUUGAGAAGUACAGAGACUCCAAGGAUUCUAUCGGAGGUGUGGUCACUUGCGUGAUCAGAAACUGUCCUAUUGGGUUGGGUGAGCCAUGUUUCGAUAAGUUGGAGGCCAAGUUGGCCCACGCCAUGAUGUCUUUGCCAGCUACCAAGGGUUUCGAGUUUGGCUCUGGAUUCGCCGGCACUGCCAUUCCAGGCUCUCAGCACAACGACCCAUUCGUGUAUUCGCUGACCGACUUGCGUUUGAGAACGCAGACAAACAACUCUGGUGGUGUUCAGGGUGGUAUUUCAAACGGAGAGAACAUUUACUUCUCGGUGGCUUUCAAGUCUGCUGCCACCAUCUCGCAGGAGCAGGAAACUGCCAGCUACGAGGGUAAGGCUGGUGUUUUGGCUGCAAGAGGUAGACAUGACCCUUCUGUGACGCCCCGUGCUGUUCCUAUUGUGGAGGCUAUGGCUGCAUUGGUGUUGGUUGACCAAUUGUUGAUCCAGAAGGCCAGAGAGUACGGACGUUCGAUUGUUGCUUAA